Molecule: messenger RNA, 6472 nt
Organism: Trichobilharzia regenti
Lineage: Eukaryota; Metazoa; Platyhelminthes; Trematoda; Strigeidida; Schistosomatidae
Source: the annotation of a GenBank genome assembly
AUGGAUUGUCGCGUUGGCGGCAUUAUCUUUUCUUCAAACUUCGACUCAGGGAACUUAGCGCGUGUCGAAAAAGUCUCGUAUGAUACAGAUGAACGCUCAUCUUCUGUCACAACAAGCAAUAAGCCCCAUUCACAGAAGGGGAACGCAAAUACCAAUAACAGUAUUUUCGGAAACACCUCCAUAGCCGACAUUCGAGUUGAUCAUGAAUUUAAAAUAUGGACCAAGCCAGAUUGUGCCGGAACUAUUUAUGAGAAUGGGAAUAGAACUUGGUUUUAUUUCUCUGUGCGAGGUUACAGUCCCGGAAAAGUGAUGAAAUUUACCGUAAUGAACAUGAACAAACAGUCUAAAAUCUACAGCCAAGGAUACGCACCACUUUAUCGGGUGCGUAAUUCUUCAGUAGCUCAGUCAAGGUGGCAACGUAUACGUGACAGGCCAUUGUGGGAAAUAGUCAAUGGACAGUUUUUACUUACAUUUGUACAUCGAUUUCUGGAUCCCCGUGGAAGCAUUACCUAUUUCGCGUUUUGUUAUCCAUGGACAUACAAUGAAAUGCAACUUCAAUUAAGCAAAUUAGACGUUAUAUUCCAUUACAAUAAAGUUGAUACUGACAAAGAAAAUUUAAUUUUACAUAAAUGUAACGAAGGUAAUGAAGUAAAGAAUGAUAAGUUUGAUGGAAUUGGUAACAAUGUAGUUAUACCAGAACUAGUAACAUCAUCUACGGUGAAUACUACAGCAGCAAUAACGGGAGAAAUUGCUGAUGUGACCACGUUAUCGGCUACUUCGUCUUCUUCAUCAUCGUCAACAUCAUCAGAAGAUGAAAAAUUCUGUCAAUCAGAAAAAGGACUAUUUGAUAAAAUUUACUUUUAUAGAGAACUACUGUGCUAUAGUCUUGAAGGAAGAAGAAUUGAGCUGUUGACCAUAACUGAUUGGUCUGGUUGUACAUAUGUUGAAGAAGAUCGCUUCGAUCCAUUAUUAUUUCCUGAAAUAAAUAAAAAUAGAUCUUGGAAAUUUACAAAUAAAAAGGUUGUUUUAGUCAGUGCUCGUGUACAUCCCGGUGAAACACCAUCGAGUCAUGUAUUCAAUGGAAUAUUAGAAUUUCUAUUGAGAUUGAAUGAUCAACGUGCAUGUGAAUUACGAAAAAAUUUUAUCUUUAAAUUAAUACCAAUGUUAAAUCCUGAUGGUGUAUUUCAUGGACACUAUAGAACAGAUACACUUGGCAUAAAUUUAAAUCGUGUUUAUUUAAAACCUGAUUUUUUAUACUAUCCAUCAAUUUAUGCUACUAAAGCAUUAAUUACAUAUUAUCAUACAAAUUAUGGAACAAUAAAACCAUAUGCAGAAUUUUUAGAUGAUAUUUUCAAAAGAAAAGUGCCCACGGAUACUUCUGGUAUUCUUGUUGCACCUCCUUCUGCAUAUUCCCCUUCAUCCUCUUCUCCAUCCAUUUCCUCUAAUUCUGUUCCUACUUCUAAGACUACUGAAAAUGAUCCAAACUCUGUUGGUACAACGUCAUCAGAUGUAUCGAAUUCAAUGCAAGCUACUGUGGAAAAGGCGAACAGUGAUAAAUUAUUUAAAAAUGUUAUACAAAAUCCAGUUACCUUUGCAAAUAACUCUGAGGAUGGACCAAAUACAACAGUAGAAGAAGAGGAAGAAAGUAAGGAGAAAUCGAUAUCAAAGUUCGGUCUAAAUGAUUCAGUUAAAUCAUAUACAACUUUAGAUGAACCAAUUAAAAACAGUCAAUCAUCCUUUUCUGAACAGACACUUAAAUCUUUAUUGUCAACGACCAUACUGUUAUCAAAAACCCCACCAAUAACAAAAGGUGGAACUACAUUGAAUCAAAAAGAAAAUCAUUCAUCUUCUAAUUCUUCAUCAACGUCACCAUCUAUUGGACAGUUACUUCUCAAUUCUGAUCUUCCAUUGAUCAAUGAAGGUGUAUCAGUCAUACAUAAAAUCAACUAUUCUGUUAACGGUGCUGCUACUGACGAUAUUGAUGAGGAUGACAAUAAUGAUGUAACUGAUACAGUUACCGGACAAAGCAAUAACGACAGAGAAAAUAUGCCAAACUGUCAACACAUUAACACAAAAACCAGCAAUUCAUCUUUGAAACGUUUAUUACGAAUAAAUAAUUCAAAGUUAACAUCAACACCAUCCUAUUUGGCUGAAUUAAAUAAAGAUUUGUCUAAAACAUUUACAAAUUAUCUAAAACCUGUUCAAUUCCCAUUGGUAUGUAAUACAGAAGUUGGCUCACAACGGAAUCCUGCGGCAACAACAAUGAUUACUACUACUACUACUACUACAACACUGCCUUCUUCAUCAUUCACAUCAACAACACGAACUACGCCAUCAACGACAAAUAAUUUAACGCCUUCAGUUAAACGACUUAUUACAUCAGCACCAAAUAAUAUUCUUAUUAAACGUACAAUUGGAGAUGGUAAAAAAUCUAAAAAGUCAUAUAAAGAUUAUAAAAGUAACGGAUUCAAAGGAUCUGGACGUAAUCAACCAAAUCGUAUCUUAUCAUUUUUCAAUAGAGGUGGUAAACGUUAUCCGGCAUUAAAAGUUGACUGUCUUCCUUGUUUUUUCAUGAAAUGGAAUUCUCCAUAUAGACAGGCUAUCACAAAUGGACAAAUAUCAAAUUCAUCCUUACAACAACAAAAGAAAGAACCAAAUGAUGUUUUGUUGAAUUCAAAUAUUAUGCCAGUAUUGAAUCGUGAUACUACAACAAAUUAUAAAAGUAAAAAAUCUCUUGUCCAUCAAAAAUCACAAUUAGUCUCUGAACAAAUUAAAGAGAAAAGUUUAAUAUGUUUAAAUGAUAAUACUAAAAUAUCAAAUGAUGAUAUACAAAUGAUAUCUUAUGGUGAUAUAAUUAAUGCUUCAUUUUCAUUAGUCACUCAAGAAUGUAUUCAUAAGAAUAAUAAGAAUGGCAAUGAUUAUAUGAAUGAACAAAAAAAUACACUAUUAAAUCCUGAAACACAUUUAUUAUACAGUAAUGAAGAGGAGAUUUUAAAUGAAACCGCCUUACAUACUCUAAAUGAUGAUUCAUGUUGCUUGAGUACAGUAGGCAAUGAAGGAUCUGAUAUGGAUGAUGAAGAAAACGUACAUUUAUUGAACAAUUUCAAUGAAAAAUCAGACGUGGAAGACUUUUCAAUUAAUCCACAGUUUCUGCAUGUAUUAGAAUCUAUUGAAACAUUAGUCAAAAAUGAAAAGAAUCUUAAUAAAAUUCAGCUAAGCAGUGAUACUUCAACUAGUGAAUCAGGAAAUGAUUUAAAUAUGAAUGAAUUUGACAGAAUUGAAAUGUUAAAAGAACAAUUAAAUCAAUUGAGAAAAGCUGAUCAUUUAUGCGAUGCAAGUUUAAUACAAAAUGAAGAAAGUAAUGUUGCAUUUUACUUUGAUUUACACGGACAUUGUUCAAAACGUGGUUGUUUUCUUUACGGAAAUUGGUUAGAUACAGAGGAAAAUAUGGUAGAUAAUGUUUUAUACGCUUUACUAGUUGGCGUGAAUUCAAUCUAUUUUGAUUUCGAUUCGUGUAACUUUACCCUGCGAAAUAUGUAUCAAAAAGAUCGUAAGGGUAAUUUCACUAAAGAAGGUGCUGGUCGUGUAGCUGUAUGGAAACACAUGGGACUUACUCACUGUUAUACAGUUGAAUGUAAUUAUAACGCAGGCCCAUUACCAAGUCGUCUAUCAAGAUUUAUUGCUUCAAGUCUUCCUAAUGAUAGUGGACGUUUUACACCGACCGGUGCAUUUUAUGGUCCUCAUUGGUCUAAUCUAGUUGAUAUUGGUAGUAUGCAAUCAUGGAAUUGUGGAAUCAGUACACAGAUGAACACUAUGCAUACUAUUUAUUCAAAUCAUACAAAUCAAACAUCUAGUGGAGCACCACGGUUUACUCCAGCACAUUAUGAAGAUGUUGGACGAGCAUUAAUGAUAGCCAUACUAGAUAUGAAACAAAUUAAUCCUUGGCCUAAAAUUGCUAGUCUUGGUGGCGCGAAUGCAGAACCUGGCGUCGGUAUUCUUACUUUGCCAACAUCUUUACUAGAGUUUUCAAAUUUCACGAAUUUGAAAGAAUGGGCAAAAAAAUACAUAAAAGCAAUGGCUCCAUCAAAUAUGUCACUUAAAGUAUACACAAAUCGAUGCACAGAAGAUUCUGCAUCUAAAUUGAGUGAUACAAAUAAAUCACAAAUAAACAUGAAGACAAUUCCACCCAGUGAAAGUUCAGAAGGAGUAAAAAAUCCUCUUUCUCUGACAAAUAAAUCUACGCAAAACUCACUUUCAACAAUGCAAUCUCAUGAAAAUUCCUCUACUGUAAUUCACUCGAAUACUUCUAAAAAAGUCUCCAUAUCAAAAACAACCAUUUCUCAAACUACAAGUGAUAUUUAUGGUAACGUAACAUUAUUAGAUAAAAAUUGUACAAAUAGAAGAAAUACAUCACCUAAAUUAAAUCGUAAACACCAUUUAUACCGGUUGAAUCCAGUUAUAUCACAUUUUAGUGCUCGAAAUAAACAACAGCAUAGAAAAUUCUCGACAACUAAAGAAACAUCAGAUGUUUUAGAAGUACUUUCCCAAUCAUGUUCACGUCCAUCAUCUGCAACAACAGAAGAUACUAAAACAUGGCCAGCAACUGUAUUUAACAGUCAUAGUGAAGAACGCAACUUAAAGACAUUAAAGAAUGAAGACAGUUCUUCGGAGUUUGAUCGAUACAAUAACACAAAAGCAUGUUAUUUCUAUGACUGUAAUUGUGAAAAAUCAUCAAAAGUUAUUCAUAAAGAUUUAACUGAACCAUCAUUUAAAAACAAAAUUAAAGAAGAAGGCGAAAUCAAGAAUAAAAAAUGUGUACUUAAGAAAAAAUCAAGUUUAUAUCACACGAAGAAAAGACCUACAUAUUUAUCUACAAAUAAUCAAAUCGCAUCAGAUGAGAUAUCUGAUAAUAAAAAAUUGAAUAAAACACAGUCUUUCAACGUAAAUUGUUCUUCAUCAAUAUUAGAGAAGUAUACAAAUUCAUCAUAUGAAGUUGAAGGGACAGUAAACACUACUACACCGUAUGUAUCAAAUGAACAAUCAUCAAAUUUAUUUACAAAUAUUCCAUUGAAAAUAUGUGAUUCAUCUGAGGAUAGUGUUACGACCAAACAUAUUUAUAUGAAUCCAGUGGAUAAAAAACAGACACAAAGUUCUGAUAAAAUGAAAUCAGAGGCGAUUGAACAUAAAUCUGCUAAAGCGCAAUAUAAGGAUAAAAUGAAAUACGCCUAUCUACGCAAAGUUGGUCGAACUGAUGCCUGUAAUGGAUUCAGUUAUACCAAACCAGGAUAUACAAAACUUCUUAAACACUAUACAAAUAUUCAUCGGUCAGAUCACAGAAAUACAAGUAUCAAAACAUCAUCAGCUAAUAAUAAUAGUAAUAAUAAUAAUAACAAUCAUAAGACACCAAAACUCAACAAUAACAGAACAUGUGAUUUUAAUACUUAUAAUGCACUUCGUCAUCGAAAAUCCCGUCUUAACAAAUUGAAGUCAUCAAAAAAACGGCCUUGUUUAGAAAAUAUAACACUAAAUGAUGAUAGGAAUAGUAAUAAUGACAUUUGUACAAUGCAGAAAUUAACAAUAUCUGAUCAAAGUAACUUGUGUGAAUAUAAAAAUAAUCGCAGAAGUAGCAGCACUACAGGUAAUCAUGAUGUAUUUAACAAUAUUGAUAAUACAUCACAAAAUUAUGCUGACAACACUACCAGUAUUAUUCAUACAACGGAAGAAAAUACUCUUGCACCACCAGUCAUUCGAUCAAACUCAUUAAGAGAUUUAUUAAAUACAUCAGAAUCAGAAGAUUGUAUCAAAGAAUUGAAAGAGCUGUUUAAAUCGGUGUCACUAAAUUAAAUUGAUUUUUUCUUUAACAAACCUCUUAACACUGCACAUAUACACUAGUGACCAUUUGUCUUUGAACACAUAUUUCCAUAAAAUAUGUGUCUUCUAUUUCUUUAAAUGUGUAUAUAACUCUUUAAUUUUAUAUUCACCUUCGUAUGGUUUUCUUUUCUCCAACUGUUAUUUUCAUGUUAGGUAGGUCUACAGCUGCUCAGCUGCUUUCUUUUGUCUUCACCUCUGGUUUCCCUAGUAGGAAUACCAUAGUAAGAGACGAAACUAUUAGAAGAAUUCUAAAAAGAACAAAGAAUUGAAUUAUUAUUUAUUUAUUAUAGCAGAAAAAACAAAAAAGUCGUCCUACUAUACUUUUGUUUACAUUGAAUAUUGAACACAGAUUCAAAAGUAUUGAACCGCACGUUGUUUAGUUUGUUUACUACUAAAGCCUUAUUUCAUUUCAUCAUAUCAAUGAACAAGUUGAAAUAAUGCUUACAAAUAUUUUCUUUAUUUAUGUACAAAUAAUAUUCGAAUCAAUUAACCACGUUUACAACAAAUUAGUAAUGAAAAUAAUAGGUAAAAUAUCGUAUGUAUGAACAAUAAGACUUGUAAAUAACAUUUCAGUUAUUCUUAUUUUUAUUACCAUUACUGC